This is a messenger RNA of Scutellospora calospora, 4603 nucleotides long. Lineage: Eukaryota; Fungi; Glomeromycota; Glomeromycetes; Diversisporales; Gigasporaceae. The record is from the annotation of a GenBank genome assembly.
UGUGAUCGAUGCUGGAAUCUUAUUACUGUAUUCAACUAUUUCAUUAUGUAUUUUCAUAAAUGCUUAUCUUAAGCUAAGGCGGCAUAAAGGGCAAGACUAUAGACCUUUACUUAAUAGUCAGUCCGAUUCAAAUUAUGGCUCUAUUGAACGAUCCGGAUUGAUCGAUUACAACGAAACAGAUUUGGAUGUUUCAGAUGAUAAUUCAGACUAUUCAGAUGAAACUAUUGUCAAUGAUCGAACCCUUAAAACUAGAAUCUUCGAUAGUACCCGGCUUAUUAUCAGUAUCGUGAUAUGUUUGUUAUUCAGUUUCCUUGUCGUUGCAAGAUGUCAAGGUUAUCAUGAAAAUAAACACGGAAGUUAUUGGCUUGUGACUCCUAUAUUAGAAGUCAUCGUAUGGCAGCGCAAUGUUCUUAACAUCCGUGAACACUUGAACGGACUAUACUUUCUUUCUUUCGUUUCUUAUAUAGUAGAUAUUCAAUCUCUUUAUAUGAAAUUUGGUACAAAUUUCGCGGAAUAUUCGUUUAAUUUGUGGAUUCUUGGCUUUUCAUUCAUCUUACUUUGCAUUUUAAUCACGGAACCGAAAAAUGAUACUAAAUUGCUUUCAAAACCAAAUGCUGAGGGCAGAUACUUGUCUCCCGAGACGAAAUGCUCUCUUUAUGAUGAAUUUACAUUUUCAUGGGUCAAUCCGUUAAUCAGCAAGGGCUUUCGAUCUACUCUUGAUGAUAAAGAUGUUUUUGAGUUACCUAGUUUUGCUAAAGCUAAAAACAUAUUAAAAACCUAUAAUUCUUUUAAAAAAUCUUCUAUCUUCAAAUCACUAUUAUUCAACUCCCGGAAAGAGCUUCUUAUUCAGUUCGUUUAUUCAAUGCUUUGGUCUCUGAUUACCUCUUUUGUUCCUCCCUAUUUUCUACAACAAUUGUUAUUAUAUAUUCAAAACUAUCCUGAAGGGUCGCAUACGACGGCUUAUUUAUAUGCCUUUGGGUUAUUUUUGGGUGUUGUAGUGCCAAGUUUGUGCUUCCAACAGUCAUUAUAUAUUGGUCGUCAUCUAGGUGUAAAAUUUCAAGCAAUAAUCAUUGGUGAAGUAUAUCAAAAGUCUCUAUCUCGAAAAGAUACGUCUGGUGUUGUUGAUGAUGAUGAAUCUAAAAAUAAAACCGGAAAGAUUACUAAUCUUAUGGCUGUUGACGCCCAAAAAAUUUCAGAAUUCGCGGCAUACAUUUUUUACUUAUAUUGUUACCCUAUACAGAUCAUUGUUUCCCUCUUGUUGUUAUAUGCUUUGCUUGGUGUAUCAGUUCUUGCAGGUGUAUUAGUUAUAAUUUUAACAUAUCCAGUGCCAGCUUUAAUUAAUCAGAGGUUUCAAGCUAUUCAAAAACGUCUUAUGGCUGCAACUGACAAGAGAAUGGGCGUGAUAAACGAGGCCAUCCGUGUCAUUAAAUUUUUUGCAUGGGAAGAUCAAUUUCGCACAAAAGUUAUGAGUGCUCGUGAUCAUGAGUUAAAGGAAAUCAAAAGUCGAUUGAUGGAAUGGGUUUAUAUGAGUAGUCUUUGGACGUGUUUACCUCUUCUACUAAUGCUGUCUGUGUUCCUUACUUAUACAAAAAUAUUUGGCCAUGAUUUAACUGCUUCUGUCGCAUUCACCGCCCUUGCGCUACUUAAUAAUCUUCGUAAUGCCCUUGAUGAAAUGCCUUAUAUUCUCACUUCGAUUAUUCAAGCCCGUAUUUCAAUUUCUCGUAUUGAAAAAUUUUUGAACGAACCGGAGCUUGAUCGUAAAAUUUCAGUCCCAAGCAUUGGUGAUCCCUAUAUUGGAUUUAAGAACGCCACCUUACAAUGGCCAGAUGUAGAUAAUUCCGUAGAAGAUACUUCCAAAUCCACAGACUUAACCACGCGAAAACAGUCGAACAAGUUCAUUUUGAAAAAUUUGAAUUUAUCUUUUCCUGUUAAUGAAUUGUCAAUAAUCUGCGGUCCUACAGGUUGUGGCAAAACAAGUUUACUGAUGUCAUUGCUAGGGGAAAUGGAAUGUUUAGAUGGUCAGGUGUUCUUACCUAGAACAACUAACGGGUCUUCGACAGAAUUGGGAGGUGCACCAAGUGGUGUUGCUUAUGUUGCUCAAACAGCGUGGCUCCAAAAUGCUACUAUCCGAGAUAAUAUUCUGUUUGGUCUUCCAUUUAAUAAUGAAAUUUAUACAAAGGUUUUAAGUAUUUGCGCUCUUGAUAGAGAUUUGGAAAUCCUUGAAUUUGGUGAUAAAACAGAAGUUGGCGAAAAGGGAAUAACACUUAGUGGUGGUCAAAAACAACGCGUCGCUUUAGCUAGAGCUGUUUACUCUCAGGCCAAAAUAAUAAUUUUAGACGAUUGCUUAUCUGCUGUUGAUUCACACACUGCAAAACAUAUAUAUGAACAAUGUUUGAUGGGUGAUUUGAUGAAAAACCGUACUCGUAUUCUUGUUACACAUCAUGUGGGACUAUGUCUUCGUGGUGCUGCUAAAGUAGUAGUUAUGAAGGACGGUCAAAUAUCAGGUGAAGGAAGUGUAAAAGAAAUUUUAGCUACAGGGCUGUUGGAGGGAGUAACAUUUGAAAAUGAAGAAUUAGGGGUCUCUGUUGAGGAUGUCACGGAUGCAGAACCUCAAAAACUCAAAAAAAAUAUUGAAGAAGGAGAUGGAAAACUGAUGACCGAGGAAACUAGAGUUGAAGGAGCAGUUGAAUGGAAAUAUUACAAACUUUACUUAGUAGCAUCCGGUGGAUUUUGUUAUUGGUUGUUUGUGCUUGUUUUACUUGUUUUGUCACAAACUAUAAAUGUUGGGCAAGAUUGGUGGAUUCAAGAAUGGACCAAAGCUUACAGAGAUAUCAGCGGUCAAAUCCUCCAAUUUGCUGCGACCACCUAUUCUAUCAUAUCUUUGGGUGUCACCUCUAUUUCGCUAGAUAAUAUAUACCGCACUACUGAAACCUUUGCAUUACCUUCCAUCUUAACACCCUCCACUAUUCAUUCUGCUUCGAUAAGUAAUUCGUCGUUCGUAAACACAUUGGAAAAGAUUCACGAACCCGUAAAUGUUGACUAUUAUCUUUGGAUUUAUUUAAUAAUUGGAUUGGUAUCCGCGACAAUAUCAUCCUUUAAGACAUAUUAUAUGUUCGUUGGUUCUUUAAGAGCGUCUAGGAAAUUACACAGUGAUAUGCUGGAUAAGGUGCUGUCAGCAACACUUAGAUUUUAUGACACAACGCCAAUAGAUAUGGAAACACUUGAUCAAAACUUAUCUCCCAUUGUCAUGUUCCUUCUUUAUUCAUGUUUUGCUACUGCAUCGGUGAUUGUUGUCAUUGCAUGUGUAAUACCUCAGUUCUUAAUAGCCGGCAUUUUCAUUUCAAUAAUGUUUAUAUUUAUUGGAGCAUAUUAUAUUGCUACAUCCAGAGAUUUAAAACGAUUGGAGUCCGUGAGUAGAUCUCCGAUCUACGCGGCAUUUGGCGAGACUAUAAUAGGUGUAACUACCAUCAGAGCGUUUGGUGCAGAAAAACGAUUGAUGAAAAGAAUGUUACGUCUAGUAGAUAACAAUAAUCGACCGUUCAUAUUUAAUUGGGCAUGUAAUCGGUGGCUUCACACUCGUGUUGAUUUCGCAGGUUUUGCAUUAGUAAAUGCAUUAAAUUUUACUGGCCAUGUAAUUUGGGUUAUUCGUAUGUAUGCUCUUCAGGAGAUGAUCGAGAGAAUCUACGAUUAUUUGACAUUAGAAGAAGAACCACCAAGGAUUAUUGAAUGUCAUCGCCCACCAUCAGAGUGGCCUACAAAAGGGGAUAUUCAAGUUAAAAAUCUUGUUAUGCAAUAUUCACCUGAUGACCCUCCAGUAUUAAAAGAUGUUUCAUUCCAUAUUCGACCUGCAGAAAAAGUUGGAAUUGUAGGCAGAACUGGGUCUGGAAAAUCUACAUUGGCAACAUCUUUUUUCAGGUUUAUGGAGCCAACUUCCGGUCAAAUGAUUAUUGACAAUAUUGACAUUUCAACUAUUGGUCUCUUUGAUUUAAGGAGUAGGCUUACAAUAAUACCUCAAGAUCCAGUGUUAUUCAGCGGAACUUUGAGGAGUAAUCUAGAUUCUUUUGACGAACAUGAUGAUGAAGAAUUAUGGAAUGCACUCCGAAGAGCUCAUCUAAUAGAAGGUGAUGCUACUAUAGGUUCAGAUACUGGUGAUAAUAAUUUAUCUCAAAACGAACAAUCGCAAAAUCAGGUAACAUGGACUCUUGAUGCACCCGUUACUGAGAACGGUAAUAAUUACAGUCAAGGUCAACGGCAGUUGAUUGCACUUGCGAGAGCAUUGGUGCGUAAAUCUAAAUUGAUUAUUAUGGAUGAAGCAACGGCUAGUGUAGAUUUCAAAACAGACAGUAUGAUUCAAAAAACUAUACGUGAGGAGUUUAGUGAUGCAACACUAUUAUGUAUUGCACAUCGUUUAAGAACUGUUGUAGAUUACGACAAAAUUCUAGUUUUAGACGCUGGAACAGUUAUGGAGUUCGAUCAUCCAUAUAUUCUUUUACAAAAACCAGACUCAGUUUUUCGCGGAAUGUGUGAUCGAAGUGGAGAAUUGGGAGAAUUAAUUGAAAUAGCUAAGGCAAAAUAUGUCAAAGAGCAUGGCAAUAUUAAUUAG